This is a messenger RNA of Coccomyxa subellipsoidea C-169, 2061 nucleotides long. Its product is annotated as WD40 repeat-like protein. Gene Ontology annotation, molecular function: protein binding. Gene Ontology annotation, biological process: maturation of SSU-rRNA from tricistronic rRNA transcript (SSU-rRNA, 5.8S rRNA, LSU-rRNA). Gene Ontology annotation, cellular component: small-subunit processome; 90S preribosome; nucleus. Bases 1 to 2061 code for a protein of 686 amino acids. The transcript is spliced from 14 exons. NCBI's taxonomy places the organism in Eukaryota, Viridiplantae, Chlorophyta, Trebouxiophyceae, Coccomyxaceae. The record is from RefSeq and is a predicted model, not a curated record.
AUGUCCAUGAAGGUUUCGGCUCCAGAUGGAGUAAAGGUAUACAACGUCACCAGCAGCAAGACACUGCCACAAUGGGUGUCGGAGAAGAAGAAGAAGAGCCUUCGCAAAGAUGAAGAGUACAGGCGGAGGAUCGAGCUCAUCCAGGAUCUGGAGUUCCCAGCAGCUUGCCACCGCCUCAAGCUGACCCCAGAUGGCCAGUACCUGUUCGCCACUGGCAUCCACCCACCACGGGUCCGUGUGUACGAGCUUGGCCAGCUCUCCAUGAAAUUCGAGCGCCACUUUGAUGCUGAGAUUGUGGACUUCCAGCUCUUGUCAGAGGACUACAGCAAAGCGGCGUUCCUGUGCGCGGAUCGCUCAGUGCACCUGCAUGCACGCUAUGGGGCGCACUUCAAAACGCGCGUGCCCUGCUUCGGCCGCGAUCUGGCCUAUGCACCAGAGUCUGCUGACCUCCUUAUUGCCGGAUCAGCCCCUGAAAUACACAGGCUGAAUCUGUCGGAGGGGUGCUUCCUGACGCCCCUGCCGAGCCAGUCGCCAGCCGUGAAUGCGUGUGCCGUCAGCCCGGCGCAUGGCCUGUUCGCGGCCGCCGGCGAGGACGGGAAGCUGGAGUGCUUCGACCUGCGCCAGCGCCGCUCGGCCGGGGUCAUUGACGCUGCUGCUGCCGCCGGCGCGGCCGGGGAGGGGUUGACGGCGCUGCGCUUUGACGACGGCGGGUUGCAGUGCGCGGUGGGCACCUCCAACGGCCUGGUGGCCCUGUUCGACCUGCGCGCCUCGCGGCCCAGCAUUGUCAAGGACCACAUGUAUGGGGCACCCAUCAGGGACAUCAAGAAGGUGAUCAGCGCGGACAAGCACAUUGUGAAGCUGUGGGACGCCGCGUCGGGGGACACCUUCACCAACCUGCAGCCGCAGGAGCCGGGCAUCAACGAUGUGCUGCACUGGAGGGACUCGGGCCUGAUCAUGCUCGGCAUGGACGCCCCCCGCAUACAGGCGUACUUUGUGCCAUCGCUGGGGCCGGCUCCCAGGUGGUGCAGCUUCCUGGAGGGCCUCACAGAGGAGCUAGAGGAGAGCGCCACGCCCACGCUAUACGACGAUUACAGGUUUGUGACGCGGGCGGAGCUGGACAAGCUGGGGCUGGGGCACCUGGUGGGCACGCCGCUGCUGCGCGCGUUCAUGCACGGCUACUUCCUGCACAACCGCCUGUGGAACAAGGCGCGCGCCGUCGCGCAGCCCACCUCCUACGAGGACUACCGCCAGCAGCGCAUCUCCAAGAAGCUCGAGGCCGAGCGCCAGUCGCGCAUCGGCCUCGUGCGCAAGCUCCCCAAGGUGAAUGCCAGCCUGGCAGCCAAGGUGUUGGCGUCGCAGCAUGAGGCAGAGGAGGAGGGCGAGGCUGCCGCCGGCAAGCGCGCCAAGAAGCCGGCCUCGGACCUCCUGGCGGACGACCGGUUUAAGUCGCUGUUUGAGGACAGGGCGUUCACGAUUGAUGAGCAGUCUGAGGAGUACAAGGCACUCCAUCCCAAUGCCGACGCCAACCAUCGGCAGAAGCAGCUUCUCAAAGAGCACUUUGAGGAGCUGGGCAGCGAGGGAGAGGAGAGCGAGGAGGAGGAUGACAGGGAGGGUGAUGCCAGCAGUAUGGAGGAGAAGCGGCGGCGCGAGGCCGGAAGCAGAGCAGAGAGCAGCGGCAGGGGCAAGGGUCCCCGGUUGUAUGCGGCAAAGAACGAGGCUGCUGCGGCGGCUUUCAAGGCCCGCGAGUCCCUUGCAGGAGUGCAAUCGUUGCCCCUUGCGGAUCGGCUGGCUGCUGCCGGCAAUGCUGGCGCCCCCGGCCGACAGAGGGUCGGCGGGCAGCGCGAGCUGACCUUCACACCAAAGUCUAGCGGACGGGGCGGGCGGGGCCGAGGUGAAGGGAGGGGCCGAGGCGAAGGGAGAGGCCGAGGCGAAGGGAGAGGCAGAGGGAGGCAGGGGGGAUUCGGCGAUGCAGGUGCCAAAUUUUUUGGUGAGAAGCCCUCAAGAGGCGGCCGCGGCGGCCGUGGAAGGGGCGGCGGUGGCAGAAAGCGUGGCAGGCAUUAG